AUGCAUCGGUCAUUUUCAACGAGCGUGCGCAUCGCCGCCAAAAAGAAGCCAUCAGGCCGAACCGCGACGACUCGAUACCAGUACCAGUACCAGGGCCACACCCAUACUAUCACAUAUGAGCCCGCUGAGCCUGCACCGCCCCCCAGCAUGCCUACGACGAACUGGGACGACCCUGUCUUCCACGCUCCAAGUCGCAAGCCUAUCAGGACCAUGUACAGUGUGCCGCUCGGGUCAAAUGCGCCUAUCUCUGAGCUUAGGCCGCCCGUGAUGACCCAAAAGCAAGCUAGGCGCUCUCUCAUGCGCUUCCCUACGCAUCCUACACGUGUCGGUAUACCGCCUGUGCCGGGUUUGCAGGUCGUGCCGCCCAUCGCUAUUCCUCGUGGCACGAACAUCGCUUCGGAGACGCAGGCAAGGAAUGCGGUCUUGCUGCUGCGGGAUGCUCAAAUCAGGGCCGGCCACUAUGAACCGUACCAGGCGGGCGCGACACUCGCCACGCCCGUUGCUGCUAACAAGCCCGAAUCGAGUGCCGUGCUCACAGCCGACCAGGCCCUUUCGCUGAAUAACACGAUGCAUCCCACAGGUCGUCGCUAUGUGAUGGAGCGGAUCGGCGCACAGCUUCAUACCAAGGUCUAG
Molecule: messenger RNA, 633 nt
Organism: Malassezia restricta
Lineage: Eukaryota; Fungi; Basidiomycota; Malasseziomycetes; Malasseziales; Malasseziaceae
Exons: 1
Coding region: 1-633 (210 amino acids)
Source: RefSeq, a predicted model, not a curated record